CAUGGGGUUUUCUUAAAUUUUCUCUUCCAGCUCAAAAUAAUCUCAGGAUUAUAAACAAAUUUACACAUCUUCUUGCUUCCGAGUUGUUUCUGGGGUUUGAUGUCAUUGUUAAUUUGUUAUGAAGCGGUUGAAUUCCGAGUGUUCAAGUGUGGUUAGAGAUAUGGAUUCUGCUAGGGUUUUUGGUAAUAGUUUUGUUUCUUUUACUGAUAAUGAUGGUUCGUGUAAAAAUUUGGAAGCGAUUGAUCAGUCCGAAGCUUUCCUUAUAGAGCUUGAUUCGCUUGCUACAGACACUAGAAGUGAUGAUGAGAAGAAGAACACAGGGAUGGCUUCGAAGGUUCGGGACUACAAAUCUUACUUGUCUGAGUUCGAUGAUUAUGUUGCAAGCGAGAGAAUGGAUUCUAAAGUUUCUAAGGAUGGGUUUGAAGUGGGAGAUAUGGUAUGGGGGAAGGUAAAGUCACAUCCUUGGUGGCCAGGUCAAAUAUUCAAUGAAGCUUUUGCGUCUCCCUCUGUUCGUCGUAUGAAGAAGAUGGGUUACGUUUUAGUUGCUUUCUUUGGAGAUUCUAGUUAUGGUUGGUUUGAUCCUUUUGAGCUUAUUCCUUUUGAGCCUCAUGUCUCAGAGAAAUCACAGCAAACUGAUUCGAUUCACUUUGCAAAAGCUGUUGAGGAAGCUAUGGAUGAAGUUGGUAGAAGGUCAGCUCUUGGUUUGACUUGUAAAUGUCGGAAUCUUUCUAACUUUAGGGCUACUAGUUUUAAAGGUUACUUUGUUGUUGAUGUGCCUGAUUACGAGCAUCGAGCUGUUUACUCUUCUAAGCAGAUUCAGAAAGCUAGAGAUAGUUUUUCAUCUGUUCAAACUCUAGCUUUUGUCAAGGGAUGUGCAUUAGCACCUCAAGAGUGUUGUGAUGAUUCAGAAGACAGCAUCAAGUCUUUCCAGAAGAGAGUAGCGGUUUAUGCUUUCCGCAGGGCAGUGUUUGAGGAGUUUGAUGAAACUUAUGAGCAGGCCUUCAGGGCAAGAUCUUCUCUGACGACACAGGAACCACUUAAUAGAGCACCCCCUCGAGCCCCCUUGAGUGGUUCACUGGUCAGUGCAGUAACUCUGAGCAACACAAAGAUCUCUACACAAGCUAUCAAAGUAAAGGAUUCUACUAAACAAGAAAAAUAUCAUCCCAAAAGAAGAGAGGAAGCUUGUGAUAUGACAGUUGAAUUUGGCCAGGUCCAAGCAUCUUUUGAGCUUCAGAGCAUCGACGGAUCUUCAGCUGGGGAUCAUAUACUGCAGAGAAGGACUCCACAUCUCCAAACUCCCAGGAAACAUGAGCAGACCGGGCAUGUCAGCGUGAACUUCACCUCUUCAACCGGUGAUAUUCCUAUAAAGAAAUCCUCUGUUUCAAAGCUCUCACAUGAUGAUGACAAGGGUCUAUCUCAAGAAUCAAAGGUGAAAAUGGGAGAAGUAGCUACUCUACUUCCAGAUCAUGAGAAAUUUGAAGCAAUGACCUGCCUUAAACAAGAUGAGACUGGAACAAUUUCUAGAUCUAACCAAGGCGCUCUACCGCCGUUUAUUGAGGGGAAACGUUCUGCAGGAGUUGGGAUAAAGAAAGGCAAUGACCUGAAACGGUUUUCUGAAGAAAGAAAUGGUCGUCCAAAGCCGAAGAAGAAGAUGAAGAAAGAAUCUGGGUCAGAGCUGAACCGUGACAGUCCAAAUAAGAGGAAAGCUUUGUCUUCUGGGGAAGCUUGGGCCAAGAAAUCAUCUCAAUUAGAUUCAUCAAAUAGACACUCCAAUAUGAUGAUUAUGAGAAACUCUAGACUUGAUGGUCGGACGCUGUUGAGUAAUUUGCAAGCUCUGUCGCUUGACCCUUUCUUUGGAUCCUCGGAUAGAAGUUCUACUAGAGUUGUAAGACAGUUCUUUUUGCGUUUCCGAUCGUUUGUUUACCAGAAAAGCUUGGCCGCAUCUCCUUCCACGACAAACCCGUCAAAAUGUGCAAAAAUUUUGAGCAGAACCAAUGAAACAUCAAACUCCAACUCCGAGAGAAAACGCCUUUCCUCUGCCCAGCAACAAGAUGUCCCAUCAACUAAAAAGCUAAAGAAUACCAAUCAGUUCAAACCAAUGGCUUCUGACAAGAAAACCAACCAAGAAGCAACGAAGAGACCAAGUCUUGCACCCUUUAAUCUAGUAAGAGACCGAAGUGGUCCAGUCCCCAUCAAUGCCAAACCGGCUAUAGGUCAACCAGAAAAGAAGAUGGCUCCAUCUGCAAAGGUCGCUGAGCCAACAAUGCUGGUCAUGAUGUUUCCUCCUGGUACGUCUCUCCCUUCCACCGCUCUGCUUAAGGCUAGGUUUGGACGCUUUGGACAGUUGGAUCAAUCAGCUAUCAGAGUUUCCUGGAAAUCCUCGACCUGCCGUGUUGUCUUCCUGUAUAAAGUCGAUGCGCAGACUGCCUUAAGAUAUGCAUCAGGAAGCAAAUCUAUCUUUGGCAACGUGAACGUGACAUACUUUCUCCGCGACAUGAAUGCUUCCUCUGCACCCGGAGAUCAUGAACUGAAGAAAGCCAAGACAGACGAACCAAUCACUGAACCAUUGAACGAGCGGCUAGAGCAAACACCGCCAGUUAGCCAACCAAACAUCCAGCUCAAGUCCUGUUUGAAAAAACCAUGCAAGAACGGUAAUGGUAACCACAGAACAGCACGAGUGAGAUUCAUGUUGGGUGGGAAAGAAACAGAGACACUAUUUUUAGUUUCGGGUAGAAACAAUGGAAAUCACGCUUCUUCUUCAUCAUCAUCAUCAUCAUCAUCUGUUGCUAUGGAAUAUGUUAGUCAAAACACGGUUCCGUUAACAUUGCCUCCGAUUCUUCCUCUCUCUUGGCAAAACUCAAAACCGAAGCCUGCUGCUAAUAAUGAAGUGGAUCAAGUCGAGCCACCAUUAGACCCGUCGCAGCAUAAGGUGGACAUCUCCCAGCAGAUGAUAAAGCUAUUAACAAGGUGUAACGAUGUUGUGGCUAACGUCACGGGUUUGUUGGGUUACGUCCCUUAUCAUUCCUUAUGAAAUAGUACAUAUAACUAGAUUCUACAGUAGUAUGGUUUACUUGUACUCUCUC
Messenger RNA from Camelina sativa (false flax), 3083 nucleotides. Its product is annotated as PWWP domain-containing protein 4. The record is from RefSeq and is a predicted model, not a curated record. Lineage: Eukaryota; Viridiplantae; Streptophyta; Magnoliopsida; Brassicales; Brassicaceae.